Messenger RNA from Humulus lupulus (European hop), 1471 nucleotides. RefSeq names its product chlorophyll(ide) b reductase NOL, chloroplastic. The coding region runs from base 70 to 1131 and encodes 353 amino acids. The transcript is spliced from 13 exons. Gene Ontology annotation, molecular function: oxidoreductase activity. NCBI's taxonomy places the organism in Eukaryota, Viridiplantae, Streptophyta, Magnoliopsida, Rosales, Cannabaceae. The record is from RefSeq and is a predicted model, not a curated record.
GAGCGCUUUAAUCAGUUAAUAUUGUUUGGCGCUUAGUUAGGCUUAGGCUUUGGCUUCGCACAGUGCAGAAUGACUAUGGCUUCUUCCCUCAACCUGUCUUCUUCCCCAUCUCUCUCCCCACUCUUCUCCUCCAAAACCCAUCAGUUUUUUUGUCACCCUCUCCUCCAAAACAACCCAUUUCUUCGUUAUUCCCACCGUUACGCCGCUUCUCUCACCGUUGCUUCCCGCCUCAGCUUGAGCAGGUCCGGUGGCUCUGGUUCUGAUCAGGUCAGAGCCCAAGCCUCUUCCACAGAAGGAGAAUCAUCGGUGCCUCCUUACAACGUGCUCAUUACAGGUUCAACCAAAGGUAUAGGAUAUGCUCUUGCGAAAGAGUUUUUGAAAGCAGGUGAUAAUGUUGUGAUUUGCUCAAGAUCAGCAAAGAGAGUGGAAUCUACUGUACAGAGCUUAAGGGAAGAAUUUGGGGAGCAGCAUGUGUGGGGUACUCGAUGUGAUGUUAGAGAAGGCCAGGAUGUCAAGGAUCUAGUUGCCUUUGCCAAAAGAAAUUUAGGCUACAUUGAUGUUUGGAUAAAUAAUGCAGGAUCAAAUGCAUAUAGUUAUAAACCACUGGCUGAGGCAUCAGAUGAAGACCUCAUUGAAGUUGUCACUACCAAUACCCUUGGUUUGAUGAUCUGUUGCCGAGAGGCAAUUAAGGCAAUGUUGAACCAGCCUCGAGGGGGGCAUAUCUUCAACAUUGAUGGAGCAGGUUCGGACGGAAGACCAACUCCAAGAUUUGCUGCAUAUGGGGCAACAAAACGCAGUGUGGUACAUUUAACAAAAUCAUUACAGUCAGAAUUGCAAAUGCAAGAUGUGAACAACGUGGUUGUACAUAAUUUGUCGCCAGGAAUGGUGACCACUGAUCUUCUCAUGUCUGGUGCUACUACGAAGCAGGCCAAGUUUUUCAUCAAUGUUUUAGCAGAACCAGCUGAAGUGGUUGCAGAAUACCUUGUUCCAAACAUAAGGUCCAUCAUUGCCAAGGGAUCUAUGAGGCCUACUUAUAUUCGUUUCCUCACGGGGUUGAAAGCUUACUCUCAAAUAUUUUCAAGAUUUGCUUUUGGUGCUAGAAGAAAUAAAUAUGUGCUAGAAGAAGAUUGAAUUGCACCUGGAUUUAGAAUUUUUUUUUGGGUAAUUGUAAAUGUAAAACAAUAUUUUUUUUUGUAGAAUUUAUUUCUAAAUCUGUUAUAAAGUGUAAAAUAUUUUCAUGUUUACUUCUUGUAUAAAAAAUAAAUACUCUUGUGACAAAAAAAGAAAAGAAAAGAAACAAGAAUACAAAUAAAAGUGACUUGAGGAAGUUGGUAAAAUUUAAAUAUUCAACUAUGGAGAAGUGACGUGACUCGUGGGACGUAGUUAGAUUUUAAAAAAGUGAACCAUGUAAAAAAUCUUGUAUUCAUAUUUUAUUAAUCGUUUAAAUUGUUUUUAUUUUUGUUGAUGAAAA